GAAGGAAUAAGGAAGUGCUCAGUCAGUCGGUUCACAGAGCAGAAAGAAGAAAACAGAAGUGAUGUGGAGGAAGAGGAGGACAUCUGCAGUCUGUCUAUGAAGAGCUCCAAAGAUCCUCGUCCACACUUCAGUCAUGAACCUUCAGACACACAAUGAGUCAUGUGAAGGAAGAGGAGACCAGAGCAGAGUCUGGAGUAUUCAGCUCUGCGUCUAUGAAGAGUGACCGGUCCAAAGAUCGUCCUCCAGUCUUCAGUAAUAAACGUGGACCCACAGACACAAAGAAGAGGAAGAAGAGUGAUGUUUGUGUGGAGGAGCAGCUGUCCUGCUGUGCUUUGAGUCAGGACGUCCUGAAGGAUCCAGUCUCUACCAGCUGUGGACACUGGUUCUGCAGACAGUGCAUCACCUCAUACUGGGACCAGUCUGCUUCAUCAGGAGACUCCUCCUGUCCCCAGUGUGGACAAAGAUCCAGAACAAGAGCUGGACUGCAGACAGCCAGUCAGACCAGCACUGUACAAAUGGACGCUGGUCUGCAGGAGGUUUUAGAUGAACAUAAGAUCAGUCUGAAGAGGAGAUGUGAACGUGUGACUGAAGGAAGUGAUGAAACAGGAAGUGGAACCCUCCUCAACAGGAUCUACACUGAGCUCUACAUCACAGAGGGACAGAGUGAAGAGGUUAAUACCCAACAUGAGGUGAGGCAGCUGGAGACAGCUUCCAAGAAGAAGACCCUCCAUGACACUCCAAUCAAGUGUCAGCACAUCUUUAAAGCCUUACCUGACCAACAGGGACACAUCAGAGUGGUUCUGACCAACGGCGUCGCUGGCGUUGGAAAAACCUUCUCAGUGCUGAAGUUCACUCUGGACUGGGCCGAGGGUUUGGAAAACCAAGAUGUCAGUCUGGUGAUUCUGCUUUCGUUCAGGGAGCUGAACUUGAUCAGAGAUGAGCAGUACAGUCUUCUCAAGCUGCUCCAUGUUUUCCAUCCAACAUUACAGAAGGUCACAGCAGAGGAGCUCGCUGUCUGGAAAGUUCUGUUCAUCUUUGACGGCCUGGAUGAAAGCAGACUGUCAUUGGAUUUCCACAACAAUGAGGUCGUGUCUGAUGUCACACAGAAGUCAUCAGUCAACGUGCUGUUGACAAACCUCAUCCAGGGGAAUCUGCUUCCCUCGGCUCUGGUCUGGAUAACUUCCCGACCUGCAGCAGCCAAUCAGAUCCCUCCUGCACGUGUUGACAGGGUAACAGAAGUACGAGGCUUCACUGACGCCCAGAAGGACGAGUACUUCAGGAGGAGAGUCAGUGAUGAAGAGCGGUCCAGCAGAAUCAUCUCACACAUCAAGACAUCCAGGAGUCUCCACAUCAUGUGUCUAAUCCCAGUCUUCUGCUGGAUCACUGCUACAGUUCUGGAUCACAUGUUGACUACAGAGCAGAGAGGAGAGCUGCCCAAGACCCUGACUGACCUGUACUCACACUUCCUGCUGGUUCAGACAAAGAGGAAGAAGCACAAGUAUGUUGAAGAACAUGAGACGAGUCCACAGGAGCUGACGGAGGCUGACAGGGACGUUCUUCUGAAGCUGGGGAGGCUGGCGUUUGAACAGCUGGAGAAAGGAAACAUCAUGUUCUACCAAGAGGACCUGGAGCGCUGUGGUCUUGAUGUCACAGAGGCCUCGGUGUACUCAGGAGUUUGUACAGAGAUCUUCAGAAGAGAGUGUGUGAUCUUCCAGAAAACAGUCUACUGCUUUGUUCAUCUGAGCGUUCAGGAGUUUCUGGCUGCAGUCUACAUGUUCCACUGUUACACCAACAGGAAGACAGAGGUACUGGAUGACUUCCUGGGUACAGACUUCAGUCAAAGGGACUCAAAGCCAAAGUCUUUCCUCAAGAAGAUUUCUAAGUUUUUUGGAAAGAGUGAAGACCAUUACCCAUCUCUGGAUGAGUUCCUGAGCAGAGCCAUGGAGAAAUCCCUGGAGAGUGAAAAUGGUCACCUGGACCUGUUUGUUCGCUUCCUUCAUGGCCUCUCUCUGGAGUCCAACCGCAGACUGUUAGGAGGUCUGCUGGGUCGGACAGACAACAGUCCAGAAAUCAUCCAGAGAUCCAUCAACAACCUGAAGAAGAUGAACAAUGAUGAGAUCUCUCCUGACAGAAGCAUCAACAUCUUCCACUGUCUGACGGAGAUGAACGACCUCUCAGUUCAUCAGGAGAUCCAAGAGUUCCUGAAGUCAGAGAACAGAUCAGCGAAGGAACUCUCUGAGAUCCACUGCUCAGCUCUGGCCUACAUGCUGCAGAUGUCAGAGGAGGUUCUGGAUGAGUUGGACCUGAUGAAGUACAACACAUCAUGGGAGGGACGACGCAGACUGAUUCCAGCUGUGAGGAACUGCAGAAAGGCUCAACUUUCUGGCUGUGGACUCUCAGAGACUCACUGUGAAGUCGUGGCCUCAGCUCUGAAGUCCAACCCCUCCCAUCUGACAGAGCUGGACCUGAGUGACAACAGGGAGCUGAGGGAUUCAGGAGUGAAGCUGCUGUCUGCUGGACUGGAGAGUCCACACUGUAGACUGGAGGCUCUGAGAUUGUGGGGCUGCAGUUUGUCAGAGAUCAGCUGUGUUUCUCUGGCCUCAGCUCUGAAGUCCAACCCCUCCCAUCUGACAGAGCUGGACCUGAGCUUCAACAGGAACCUGCAGGAUUCAGGAGUGAAGCUGCUGUGUGAUUUUCUGGAGAGUCCACACUGUAGACUGAAGACUCUGAGAUUGAGUGGUUGCAGUUUGACAGAAAUCAGCUGUGUUUCUUUGGCCUCAGCUCUGAAGUCCAACCCCUCCCAUCUGACAGAGCUGGACCUGGGUAGAAACAAGCUGCAGGAUUCAGGAGUGAAGCUGCUGUGUGAUUUUCUGGAGAGUCCACACUGUAGACUGAAGACUCUGAGCUUGUGGGACUGCAGUUUGUCAGAGAUCAGCUGUGUUUCUCUGGCCUCAGCUCUGAAGUCCAACCCCUCCCAUCUGACAGAGCUGGACCUGAGUGACAACAAGCUGCAGGAUUCAGGAGUGAAGCUGCUGUCUGAUCUUGUGGAGAGUCCACACUGUAGACUGGAGACUCUGAGGGCGAAUGGCAGGAUAUACAAUGCUAAACCUGUCAGACAUGAAGGAGCUAUUGUCUCUAAUCACCCAGCUGAUGCGUCCACGUCAAAGACAAACCUGGAUGUGUCUGAGGACAGAAGAGAGGACAGUGUGGAUGAAGAGGAUCAGCUGUGUCCUGAUGAUCCAGAGAGAUUGAAGCAGCAGCAGCAGCAGCAGCAGCUGGACACGUUAAGUUUCACACCUGAACUGUUGACAGAGUCUGGAAAGACUUCAUACAGGUUCAGGUGUCCUGGUCCAGGUGUGUUCCACUGUGCUUUGACUGGACUGGUGUUUGUUAUGGCUCAGGAGGCGGAGCUGCUGUACAACACUGUCCAAUGGGAUGAGAUCGUCCUCCAGUCAGCUGGCAAGAUGGCUGCAGGGCCGCUGUUUGAAAUCAAGUGUUCAGAGGAAGCUGCUGUCUGUCAGCUCCACCUCCCACACUGUGAAAUUAUGGAUGCUCCGCUCCCUGAUGGCCUGUUGUCUGUUGUCCACAUCACUGACGAUGGAAUGAGCGUCCUCAAGUCGCAGGAGAUUACAGACACUCAUGUGGUUGUCACUGUUCCUCACCUCUCUGCCUUUGGCCUGGUCUGGGAUAUCGUCACGAGGGUUUUGAGCAACCUAAAACUAGUCAGCGGCCAAGUUCUGCUGUUCCUCGGACCACCAAUCCCAGAAACACAGAGGCAAAAACUCAAUGUGCUUCUCCUGCCAAGAAACAUCCCUCUGACGGAGGUGAGCCCACAACAGCAACUUUGCAAGAACAUCCAGGCUCCUUCCACAUGUAAACUCAUCAAAGAUCAAAGUUACACUGCUCACUGUCCUCAGGCCAUUAAAGUACAGCCUAAGAAAGCAGAGUUCGACCUGGAGUUUGGACCAAAUUAUCACCCAACGUUUGAGAUCCGCCUGCCUACAAACACACCAGAAGUGACUGUAACAGUCCAAGACGGAAGACAGACAAGAGUCUGGGAGCAUGACGUUGAUCUGAUGGGUUCAAGAGGGCAAAUUCCACAGAGGAGCGUCCCAGCAGAGGACAGUGUCCCAGCAGAGGACAGCGUCCCAGCAGAGGACAGUGUCCCAGCAGAGCAGAGGCUGUUCUCAGUUCGGACACAGUUUGUAAACAGAGUGUCUGAUCCUAAUCUGAACCAGCUUCUGGAUAAACUCCUGGAGCGUCAGGUUAUAAAUGAUGAUGAAAUGCAGUCGGCCAGAGCAAAACUCAGAGCAGACAAAGCACGACAUGUGAUCGACACGGUGCGGAACAAGGGAACUGAAGCCUGUUCAGUUCUGAUCGCUGCUCUCUGUGAGGUGGAUCCACAUCUUUCCAGAGUGCUGAAAUUAAGCUGAAGCAAAAACAAGAAACUGAGGAGUGUGAUGAUGAAUCUCUGUCUCUCCUGAUCCCAACGAGAUUAACUGUUUAAAACAGAGUGGAUGUCAAAAAGUUAAAGGUACAGAACAAUCAAGAAUCAAUCAAGGACACAUUUUUAAAACAGUGCUUCCCAAACUUUUCUGUCCUCUGUGUCCUCUGUGUCCCCCGUCCCCGUCCCCGUCCUCAUCCUCCAGGUGGCCCCAUCCCCAGUCUGGAAACUGCCACAUUAAUACAUUACACAAAACUUGAAGGACACAUCAGCGCAUGAAGAUUCAGUAUAAAAACAUUUGAUAAGCAGGCAGUCAGUUAACGAGCUGAUGAAUAAUGUUGUGCUGUCAUUCAUUCAUUCGUUCAUCUGGAAGACUCCUUAUUGCUACGACAUGAACGCUGUCAUCAGUUUCAGAACCAACAUGAAUGCUUCUUGAUGUGAUGUUGCUGUCAUUAAAAAGUCACAUGACUUGUGCUGUCAAUCACGGCGUCACCU
Molecule: messenger RNA, 4939 nt
Organism: Epinephelus fuscoguttatus (brown-marbled grouper)
Lineage: Eukaryota; Metazoa; Chordata; Actinopteri; Perciformes; Serranidae
Product: NLR family CARD domain-containing protein 3-like
Exons: 18
Coding region: 153-4433 (1426 amino acids)
Biological process (GO): regulation of apoptotic process
Molecular function (GO): protein binding
Source: RefSeq, a predicted model, not a curated record